AUGGGCAGAGAACGGAGAGAGAAGUUGAUCGCAGCGAUGGCAAGAACCAAGCAGACCGCUCGUAAAUCCACCGGUGGCAAAGCCCCGAGGAAGCAACUCGCUACUAAAGCCGCCCGGAAGAGCGCCCCAGCCACCGGCGGCGUCAAGAAGCCCCACCGUUACAGGCCCGGGACCGUGGCUCUCCGAGAGAUCCGCCGCUAUCAGAAGUCCACCGAGCUGCUGAUCCGCAAACUGCCUUUCCAGCGUCUGGUGCGAGAGAUCGCUCAGGAUUUCAAGACGGACCUGCGCUUCCAGAGCUCCGCUGUCAUGGCCCUGCAGGAGUCCAGCGAGGCUUAUCUGGUCGGUCUGUUCGAGGACACCAACCUGUGCGCCAUCCACGCCAAGAGAGUCACCAUCAUGCCCAAAGACAUCCAGCUGGCCCGCCGCAUCCGCGGAGAGCGCGCUUAAACCCGCCGCUGACAAACACCCCAAAGGCUCUUUUAAGAGCCACACACACCGCACUGAACGAGACCGUUUCCACUGUAAUGAUGCUUAUACCAAAAAGAACCGAUAGGAAGUAAUACUGCUUUCAUAGUUUCAUAUUUCCUGAGUUUUAUUAAUUCUAAUAUCUCAUUACUACAACAACGAUGAUCUGCAAGUCAAAGCAUCUGACAAAUACAUGAAUGUGUAAAUAUGAUCUUUUUAAUAUGUGACCUAACACUGAAAGUAGGGACACAAGUCGGUUCUGGGGGAUUUUGAGUUAUUCACAGAUUCUAAAAGUGUAAUCUCCAAGCUUUCCAACGAUGGAAAUCUGAUAAUAUUUGGAGAAGUUGUGGCCAUUUGAAGGUAGGCACUCAAAGAAUCUCAAAAUGGUGAAAAAUGGCCUCUAAACAUUGUGCAGUUCUCAUCUGCUGGGAUUGACAAUAGGGCUCAUUUACAUCUCAUUUAGAUAAGCCGUACCCCCUGUAAAGCUGCAUGCUUGCAUAGCAACGACACACACAAUGGGAAAAAUCCCACUGCAUACUACUAAUAAUAAAGGAGAAUGUGCA
This is a messenger RNA of Carassius gibelio (silver crucian carp), 1028 nucleotides long. RefSeq names its product histone H3-like. The transcript has 2 exons. The coding region runs from base 1 to 447 and encodes 148 amino acids. The record is from RefSeq and is a predicted model, not a curated record. Gene Ontology annotation, cellular component: nucleosome. Lineage: Eukaryota; Metazoa; Chordata; Actinopteri; Cypriniformes; Cyprinidae. Gene Ontology annotation, molecular function: DNA binding; protein heterodimerization activity; structural constituent of chromatin.